Messenger RNA from Schizophyllum commune H4-8, 1803 nucleotides. Its product is annotated as DRMBL-domain-containing protein. Gene Ontology annotation, biological process: interstrand cross-link repair; protection from non-homologous end joining at telomere; double-strand break repair via nonhomologous end joining. The coding region runs from base 80 to 1504 and encodes 474 amino acids. NCBI's taxonomy places the organism in Eukaryota, Fungi, Basidiomycota, Agaricomycetes, Agaricales, Schizophyllaceae. The record is from RefSeq and is a predicted model, not a curated record. Gene Ontology annotation, molecular function: 5'-3' DNA exonuclease activity; damaged DNA binding. The transcript has 5 exons.
CGCGAUCGAACCGCCACCCGCCAAAGCCUUCCGCCCACGCCCUCCCAAUGUCGCCUCCGGCAACGCCUUCGCCGUCCUCAUGUCCUCACUGAAGGAGAACGACGCCUGGAAGGAGGCGACCGUCGCCGAGGAUCGCACCUUUCGCCCCACGAAGACCAAUCGUAGAAAAGCCCCUUUUUACAAGGUCCUUCAAGGGAUGCCAAUUGCGGUGGAUGCGUUCCGCUAUGGGAGCAUACCGGGUGUGAAGGCGUACUUUUUGACGCACGCCCACUCCGACCAUUACACCAACCUCUCCUCAUCCUGGGACAGCGGGCCCAUAUACUGCUCCGAGGUCACUUGCAACCUCAUCGCCCACAUGCUGCGUGUCGACAAGAAGUGGCUGCAUCCUCUUCCCCUUGACACGCCUACCGAGAUUCCCGACACCGGGGGCGUGAAGGUGACCUUGAUCGAGGCGAACCACUGCCCGGGGUCCUCCCUCUUCUUCUUCGAGGGCCGGCAGACGGUCAACGCAGGCGACAGCGCAUUCAAGUCGCCGUUUGUGGGCACGGGCAGGGUGUUUAGGUAUCUGCAUUGCGGGGAUUUCCGGGCGUCGCCGCGUCAUGUAGAGCAUCCGUGCGUGAAGGGGAAGAAGAUCGACCAUGUCUAUCUGGAUACGACGUAUCUGGAUCCGAAGUAUACGUUCCCGCCUCAGCCGCAGGUCAUCGAUGCGUGCGCGGAGCUGGCGAGGCGGAUUGUUAAUGGGCUGCCUACUGGGACAGAGACGACAAUGAUCGAUGGUUGGGUCAGCACGAAGGAGAAGGCGGCCUCGAGCUCUGACCGUAUACUUGUUUUGGUCGGUACGUAUUCCAUCGGCAAGGAGCGAAUUGCGAAGGGUACGUCGCCUCGUUUCACAGCUGUCCCAUCUUACAGCUCUGCCAUCUUGCUUACACCCUACUUAGCAAUCGCACACGCGCUGAAUAGCAAGAUCUACUGCGACAACAGGAAGGCGGCCAUCUUGCGAUGCGAGCAGGAUAAGGAGCUCGAUGCACUGCUGACCUCCAACCCGAGGGAGGCCGCUGUACAUCUGGUGCCCCUCGGUGUGAUCACGUCCGACAAGCUCAAGCCGUACUACGAGCGGUAUAAGGACACGUUCAGCAGGGCGGUGGGUUUUCGGCCUACAGGAUGGACCUUCACCCAACCCGCCGGCACCGACCUCUCCCCACCCAUCCCCACCAUCAUCGCCCGCGGCCAGUCCAGGACCUAUGCCUACACCGACCUGCGCCCCACGCGCAACUCCACGCCGCUGCUCCAGCUCUACGGCGUGCCGUACUCCGAGCACUCGUCGUUCUUCGAGCUGACGUGCUUUGCGCUGAGCUUUGAUUGGGUGAGGAUGAUCGCGACGGUGAAUGUGGGGAGCGAGCAUUCCAGGGGGAAGAUGGCGAAGUGGGUGCAGAGGUGGGAGGCGGAGAGGAAGAAGAGGGGGAAGGUGGAGGUGGUGGGGGCGAGGAGGGAGGAUUAUUGGUGACGAGGUUACCGGAGAGGAUUUGGGACUGAUGAGGCGCGAGUUCGUAUGAUGAUGACCUUGAGAGUCUCUCAAGAAACAUAUCUUACAGUAGUUACAUACAGGCAAUCUGAUACAAUAAUACUGUACAAUACGAACCACUUCUUGAAUCACGUAGUCCUACGGCGGCAUACCUCUGUCCGGGAUGUUAACCUGAAUGAAGGUACACUUCCGGUAGUGUCGCGAAAUCUCCCUCUGCAACUCGUCUCGCCGGAUAGACUGGACGAUGCCUUGACCGCAUGCGUAACAGAAGUGCCUGUGGG